UUUUAUACCAAACAGUUUUAGGGUUUAGGUUAACUCUGAAAUUGAACCAGAAAGAAAAUGGAGAUUGAGAUGGAAGCCAAGAAUUCUUCAUUCGAGGUUGACCUCGGUAACCUAAUGGCCUUAGACUCUCAUCAUUCCUACUACCCUUCUCAACAAUCCAGGGUUGAACUGGUGAAAGAGUGUUUACAAAAAGGCACUGAGUUAGUUCAAGCUAUCGCUGAUUCUCUCUUUAUUUUACCCUCUACUCAAGAUGUUGAAGGUCCUCUUGUUCAAUUGCCUGCUCCAUCCACCAGAUUACCCAGAGAAAAACAUCUUCCAAGGCCAAAACCUCCUACUAAAUGGGACGAGUUUGCCAAAAAGAAAGGCAUUAUUAACCGGAACAAGGACAAACAAGUUUAUGAUGACCAAUCUGGAACCUGGAAACGCAGACAUGGCUAUGAUCGUGCUAACGAUGAAGAAGCUAUUCCUAUUAUUGAGGCUAAACCUACUGAUGAUCCAGAUGAGGAUCCUUUUGCCAAGAGAAAAGAAAACAAAAGGGGAAGAGUUGAUAAAAAUGAGAAAAAUCGGAUACAGAAUUUGAAAAAUGCUGCAAAGUUUGGGGCUUUACCUAGCCAUGUUCAGCUGGCCGCGACAUCUUUGCCUAUAACAGGAACCCAUGUACCACAAAAGAAGGUUACCAAGGAUGAAUUAGGCAGUGUAGCAGGUUUUGCCUCAACUGCCACAGCUAGUGGUGGGAAGUUUGACAAAAAAUUGCCAGGCGAAAAGCCUCCAAAACAUAAAGGAAAGAAUCGAAAGUUCCUGCCGGUAGCAGAAGGAACAGGGGUAGGAUCAAAGGAGAGGGAGCAAACUGAAAAUAUAUUGAACAAGAUCAUGUCCAAGAAUAAUCAUGAUAUACUCAAUGUUAACAAGGCUGUCACAGUAACCAAUGUGAAGAUGGAGAAAAACCGAAGGAAUGAUAAAUCGAAGGCUUCAUCAACUAACAGCAAAUUUAAAACUCAGAAGAAGCCUUUUAAAAAGGGAGGUGCCAAGAAAGGCAACCCAAAAGCACAGUAAUUUUGAUUUUUUAUGGAAUCUUGUAGUUUUUUGAAAACACUUUUCAGUGGUUUAAUGUUUUGUAGAAGAUUAUUUAAAAUAUCUAUUGUUAUCCACUUUAUAUUGUCAUUUAAGGCUUUCAUCACAACAUCAGGUACAACAAGUGAUUAUACUAGAAAUUACUUAUAUUAA
Messenger RNA from Medicago truncatula (barrel medic), 1224 nucleotides. Its product is annotated as ribosome biogenesis regulatory protein homolog. Gene Ontology annotation, biological process: ribosomal large subunit biogenesis; endonucleolytic cleavage in ITS1 to separate SSU-rRNA from 5.8S rRNA and LSU-rRNA from tricistronic rRNA transcript (SSU-rRNA, 5.8S rRNA, LSU-rRNA); ribosome biogenesis. Gene Ontology annotation, molecular function: protein binding. The record is from RefSeq and is a predicted model, not a curated record. NCBI's taxonomy places the organism in Eukaryota, Viridiplantae, Streptophyta, Magnoliopsida, Fabales, Fabaceae. The transcript has 8 exons. Gene Ontology annotation, cellular component: nucleus; preribosome, large subunit precursor; nucleolus. Bases 58 to 1053 code for a protein of 331 amino acids.